Molecule: messenger RNA, 7936 nt
Organism: Bubalus bubalis (water buffalo)
Lineage: Eukaryota; Metazoa; Chordata; Mammalia; Artiodactyla; Bovidae
Gene: PDE4D
Product: phosphodiesterase 4D
Exons: 15
Coding region: 1425-3446 (673 amino acids)
Biological process (GO): regulation of cardiac muscle cell contraction; signal transduction; cAMP catabolic process
Cellular component (GO): cytosol; nucleus; perinuclear region of cytoplasm
Molecular function (GO): 3',5'-cyclic-AMP phosphodiesterase activity; transmembrane transporter binding; ATPase binding
Source: RefSeq, a predicted model, not a curated record
ACAGGUUUCUCGCUGCUUAGCUGGUCUCACCUGGUGAUCACUUACUGAAAGGAGAAAUCUGCCCUUUCGGGGUGAGCUGUGCCUUUAACCCCUUUGGCCGGCUCUUCCUGGGAGGUGAGCGCGGCGCGCUGCAGUGUCUGGGAGCCCACCUAGAGGGCCCCCUUUGACGCCAGCACAUCCCUGGCCGGGCGGCAGCCUCUGCAGCCGAGCGGGCUGCUGCAGAGUUAAUGUACAGUACCACGGAGCCUGCAAGUGUCCUGAGCUGUUCAGAGCCGGCUGGCGGGCACAGCCCGGGGCAGACGAGGCGGCUGCGACGAUUCCAAAGGUUCUGCUGGAAAUUCGGCGCUGGGGGACCCCAGUGGGAGCCUGUUGCCAUUGUGUUUUAAAAGCAUGCAAGGUCUGUAUAGCUCGGGCGUGAGAAUCUUUCAGAAGCUGUCAGAGCAUCCGAGUAAAUGACACCUACUGGGAAAUUGAAUUGGGGGUAAAAAAGAGAGAGAAGAGAGGAGAAAGACAGCGGGGGGGUUAGAAAUUCUUAGACAACGUCUGAGUUGCAGCUGUGAAAAUUCAUUUUCUUUCCAAGACAAAAUAUGAAAAGCCCGCACAUGGGUUUGAUAACAGCAAAUUAGAGGGGUUUCUGCAGGGAGAGGAUCAAUAGCUUAGUCAUUUGACUGAAAGAGAGCAGGCAGCCUUAUUAUGGGGCUUGGCAGCAGAAAUGAAUGUUCUCCUGACAGCACCUUCUGAAGUCAUGAUGGGAGCUCCUGGUGAUCCUUGCCUUCCUACUUUUGCAGUUGAAAACCAGCCAUUCUGAGACGGGGAGAGAAGUUGGCUUUUGGUUAUACAUGGUUGCUAGCCCCUCUGCCCAGGUCUUUGUCCGACACGUCUCAGAAGGCAGCACUGCGUUAAAGUGACCACACAUGAAUAUGUGCCUCAGAAAGAAGAAAAAGCAAUAUUCAUUUCUAAAGGACAGCAUGGCCAAGCAACCUGAAGUUUUCCAUUUCCCUUCUAACACUUCUUUAACAAGGAUAACAAGAAACUGUCUUUUGACUCCUUUUUUCCCACAUUCCAGAGUCCUUCCUGCAAAGAUGCAUUAAUUCCACUCCAGGCAGUUGGAUUUUACUGGGACAAUAUUUGCCACCAUUUAGGAUUAGCGAUUGAACUGGUUAUUUAGUAAGUUGACUAAACUACUGGAACCUAAAUGGGUGGACCCAUGCCUGCAGUGCUCUGUGAUGUUUCUUUCUUCAAACCCUGGAAGGGCUUUUGUUGUUGCUCUUUGUUUUUUGGGGGGGAUUUUUUUGGAAUUCAAUACUUGUUGCAAUAAUUGCCCAUGAUAGCUGCUCAAACAGGAGAGUUGGAAUUCAUCUUUGAAAAUCACUACAUGUAACAUACAAGACAAGGAAAAUAUUAAUGACGGAAGAUCUGCCAACAUGAUGCAUGUGAAUAAUUUCCCCUUUAGAAGGCAUUCCUGGAUAUGUUUCGAUGUGGACAAUGGCACAUCUUCAGGGCGGAGUCCCUUGGAUCCCAUGACCAGCCCGGGAUCUGGCCUGAUUCUCCAAGCAAACUUUGUCCACAGUCAGCGUCGGGAGUCCUUCCUGUACCGCUCCGACAGCGAUUAUGACCUCUCGCCAAAGUCCAUGUCCCGGAACUCCUCCAUUGCCAGUGACAUACAUGGAGAUGACCUGAUUGUGACUCCCUUUGCACAGGUCUUGGCCAGCCUGAGAACUGUACGAAACAACUUUGCUGCAUUGACUAAUUUGCAAGACCGAGCACCUAGCAAAAGAUCACCCAUGUGCAACCAACCAUCCAUCAACAAAGCCACCCUAACAGAGGAGGCCUACCAGAAACUGGCCAGCGAGACCCUGGAGGAGCUGGACUGGUGUCUGGACCAGCUAGAGACCCUACAGACCAGGCACUCCGUCAGUGAGAUGGCCUCCAAUAAGUUUAAAAGGAUGCUUAAUCGAGAGCUCACCCAUCUCUCUGAAAUGAGUCGGUCUGGAAAUCAAGUGUCAGAGUAUAUAUCAAACACAUUCUUAGAUAAGCAACAUGAAGUGGAAAUUCCUUCUCCAACUCAGAAGGAAAAGGAGAAAAAGAAAAGGCCAAUGUCUCAGAUCAGUGGGGUCAAGAAGUUGAUGCACAGCUCCAGUUUGACCAAUUCAAGCAUCCCAAGGUUUGGGGUCAAAACUGAACAAGAAGACGUCCUUGCCAAGGAACUAGAAGAUGUGAACAAAUGGGGUCUUCAUGUUUUCAGAAUAGCAGAGUUGUCUGGGAACCGACCUUUGACUGUUAUCAUGCACACCAUUUUUCAGGAACGGGAUUUAUUAAAAACAUUUAAAAUUCCAGUAGACACUUUAAUUACAUACCUAAUGACCCUGGAAGAUCAUUACCACGCUGAUGUGGCCUACCACAAUAAUAUUCACGCUGCAGAUGUCGUCCAGUCAACGCACGUGCUGUUGUCUACACCUGCUUUAGAGGCUGUGUUUACAGAUUUGGAGAUUCUUGCAGCAAUUUUUGCCAGUGCAAUCCAUGACGUUGAUCAUCCUGGUGUGUCCAAUCAGUUUCUGAUCAAUACAAACUCUGAACUUGCCUUGAUGUACAAUGAUUCUUCUGUCCUGGAGAACCAUCAUUUGGCCGUGGGCUUUAAGUUGCUUCAGGAAGAAAACUGUGACAUUUUCCAGAAUUUGACCAAAAAGCAAAGACAAUCAUUAAGGAAGAUGGUCAUUGACAUUGUACUUGCCACAGACAUGUCAAAGCACAUGAAUCUACUGGCCGAUUUGAAAACUAUGGUUGAAACUAAGAAAGUGACGAGUUCUGGAGUUCUUCUUCUUGAUAAUUAUUCUGAUAGGAUCCAGGUCCUUCAGAACAUGGUGCAUUGUGCCGACCUGAGCAACCCCACCAAGCCUCUCCAGCUGUACCGCCAGUGGACGGACCGCAUCAUGGAGGAGUUCUUCCGCCAAGGGGACCGAGAGAGGGAGCGGGGCAUGGAGAUAAGCCCCAUGUGUGACAAGCACAACGCAUCUGUGGAAAAAUCACAGGUGGGCUUCAUAGACUAUAUCGUUCAUCCUCUAUGGGAGACGUGGGCAGACCUGGUCCAUCCUGACGCCCAGGACAUUUUGGACACUUUGGAGGACAAUCGCGAGUGGUACCAGAGCACAAUUCCUCAGAGCCCCUCCCCAGCGCCCGAUGACCAGGAGGAGGGCAGGCAGGGUCAGACAGAGAAGUUCCAGUUCGAACUGACUUUAGAGGAAGACGGCGAGUCAGACACCGAGAAGGACAGUGGAAGUCAAGUUGAGGAAGACACUAGCUGCAGCGACUCCAAGACGCUGUGCACUCAGGACUCGGAGUCCACCGAGAUCCCCCUGGACGAGCAGGGGGAAGAGGAGGCCGUGGCGGACGACGAGGAGAGCCAGCCCGAGGCCUGUGUCAUCGGGGACCCCUCCCCAGACACGUAACAGGGCCCAGACUUCCAUCCCUUUUGUUUGUGUUUUUUGUUUUUUUAAGUAGAAACGUUGUUUCCAAAGUGCAUGUCACAUGCCACAACCACGGUCACACCUCACUGUCAUCUGCCAGGAUGUUUGUGGAACAAAACUGACCUUGACGACUCAGUCUGGCGCUCAGGAAUAUUGUCACCAGUUUUUUCACCUCCAUGUCAUCAGAACGAGAGGGACAUCUUCAUGGACAGCAUUGUCACAGGUCUGCGGCUCCAUCAAGCUGAAGAAGCCGAGAAAAAUCAACUCUUAAGUGUUUUCUAGGGAGUGUGGCUCAUUGGGCAGCCCCAAGUUAAGAUGAUUUGGGGUUUUCUUUUCUUUUUAUUUGUUUGCAAUAUUUUCAGCAGAAAGAAGGCAUUAUUACAUGGAUGCAGUGAACAGAUGGGUGAAGCAACGAAUGGGUCAGGAACAGGACAUAGUGUGAAGCUGUUACCAGGAAAAAGAUGAGCCACAGAAAUUGCAUAAUUUUCUAAUUUCAAGUCUUCCUGAUACCUGACUGAAUAGUGUGGUUCGGUGAGCUGCACUGACCUCUACAUUUUGUAUGAUAUGUAAAACAGAUUUUUUGUAGAGCUUACUUUUAUUAUUAAAUGUAUUGAGGUAUUAUAUUUAAAAAACUACAUUCAGAACUUCAUCUGCCACUGGUUAUUUUUUUCUAAGGAGUAACUUGCAAGUUUUCAGUACAAAUCUGUGCUACACUGGAUAAACCUAAUUUACAAAUUUUACUUGCACCUUAGACUUCAUAGCAAUUAACUGAUUUGUAGUGACCCAUUGUUUUAUAUACCAAUGACUUCCAUAUUUUAAAAACAAAAAUUGACUUUAUGUUGCAGGAAACCCUUUUUGUAGGUCUUCAUUUACUGGCUUUUCAUUUUGGUCUAUUCAGACACGCAGAGUUGCUCCCCACUGACAUUUUUCUUCACCGUGUGCAAAGUGAACACGUGUUCCAUAAUACUCUGAUGUGUGUUCUGUCUAAUGUAUCUCAAGCCUCGUGGACACUCAGUCAUCAGUUGGUAUUAUCUGAAGCAAGUGGGAGAUAUAUAAAUACCCAGUAGCUAAAAUGGUCAGUCUUUUUUAGAUAUUUUCCCACUUAGUGUCUUCUGAUAACUUUUUGCUGUGGUGGUAGACCCUCAUUUCACAAAUGCAUGUCUUUGUAAUAACCCACACAUUUCAUGCUCAUUUUUAUUAUUUUCACAGUCAGUUAUAGUAAGAAAACCUUUUUCCCCUUGUGCUGCUUCAUUAUUCAGUGUGUGUUUGAACCUCUGUCCACAUUUACUACGUGGGGUCUUAUCAAAUAUAUCACCACCAUUCUGAUGGAUGCAAAGAACAGGUAGUCAAGUUAGAGUUAGCAUUCUUUUCUGCCGUGAGGUCGUAUAUAAUGACUAGCUUUUACUUUUGAUUUACAAAGAAAAGUUAAUGGCUAGGUAGGUAAUUUUUAACAAUAUUAGUAGAAUAUAUUAAUGAACACCAGUACAAUGAAUGCUCUUUUGUUUCUAUGAUUUCACCAUGGGAUUAAGAACUGUAUGAGGAAUAUUCCUGAGAAGUGAUUUUAAGUGUAGCAAUGCCUCUUCCUUAAAGGACAGCCACAUAACACAUAAUAGCAUUUCUUGCUUUAUCAGUUAUCAUUGAUCCAGAAGUACAUCUAGUGGAGGAGAACUUUAAAUACGCUGAUAAAAAGAAGUUGAUGGUGCCCCUAGCACCAGAGAUUUGGUGGUGUGAUGCCGUUUUAAAUGACUCAGUUGGGUAAGAAGAUUCUGACUAAAUCAAACAGUAGAGAUCACUCUUGGCUGAAUUUAGCAUCAAGAAUUGUAUUGCAAUUUUAGAGAUUGAUUCCCAGUAUUUACCUUUAAUUGGCGUCUUGGGGCAUUUAUUUAGUCUGGACUUUCUUCCCAUUUCAGCUCUUAAAAAAUGUUUACCUUCUCUGUGAAGAGCUUGGAGCCCAAAUAAUCAUUUUUCACAGUGAUAUCCAAGAACUCAAGUAGAGACUAAAGGAAUAUCUGACCAAACAGAAAAUAGAACAGUAAAUGGAAUUGUAAUCCUGAAAAAUGUUUAUAUUGGGGAUGUCUCAAUCACUAAAUCAUCAGCCAGGGAAAUGACCCAAGCUGAAGAUACUAUUUUAAUCCCCUGAGAGCCACUGUUGGUUAGAAACAUUGAUAGAAAAAUUAGGUAGCUGUGAACUUCGACAUAGAGCUCAAGACAGGAAUUGACCAAUUAAUUAUCAGAUUCCCCUGUAAAAUUCAGACAGUAAUCUUUCAAAUAAAGUCUUAUGUUUGGCAAGUGGUUUCACAAGAACAAUUGGAAACUUGUUUCCAUUUUAAUUUUGUUCCUGAUGGAGGUCUAGAAGAAAAGGCAAAGAAUCUAAGGUUUAUUCCUUUCUCCCAAAUACUCUCAAUCCCUCCCUUUCCUCAUGCUUGCUAUUUCCCCCACAGAGUGCCUAGAACUUAAGAAUGAAAAAAAAAUUAAAACAGCAAUAUGUCACAAAUCCGGACCUGAAAAGGUAUAUAACAGCACUAAAAAAGGGAGACUUCUUUUAUUUCUUCAAUUUGUUUGUUUUAAUGGUCACAUGUGUGAAGAUACCCAAUGAUGAACAAUCAAAUUUUAGGAAAAAAUGUCCAAAAGACAGGGACUAGUGCACUGUACAGUCUGCUUCUCCUCUCCCUUCUCUCUUCUCUGCUCUCGCCGAAGUGUGCUUCAGAAUUAUACGCUGCUUUAAAAAGAAUACCCUUUUAUCAGUGGCUUUACAUUUCCUAAAAUGUUGUAAGAAAAUACAGUAUCUGGGUACUGUAUGGGGAAGAAAAUGUCUAAGUUUGCAUAAAACCAGUACAUUUCAGCUUGCAAGUUACUAAACAUAAUAAUGCUGUUUUAAUUUUCUUUUCUGUCACUUAAAAUUCACAAGAAAAUAAUGUAGAUAGAACAAAUUGUAGACAAGGAAAAAAAAAACUUGAAUGAAGUGGAUUUUACCGAAAGCUUUAUGAUGCUUUUUGAAUGCAUUAUUUAUUUUUUUGUGCCAUGCAUUUUUUUCUCACCAAAUGACCUUACCUGUAAUACAGUCUUGUUUGUCUGUUUACAACCAUGUAUUUAUUGUAAUGUACAUACUGUAAUGUUAAUUGUAAAUUAUCAGUUCUUAUUAAAACAUCAUCCCGAAUUGGGAUGGUGUUGAUAUAUUUGGAAACUCUUGGUGAGAGAAUGAAUGGUGUGUAUACAUACUCCUUGUACAUUUUCUUUUCUUCUAUAAAAUAGUCUUGUCACCUUAGAGCUUGUUUAUGGAAGAUUCAAGAAAACUAUAAAAUACAUAAAGGUAUAUAAAAUAUAAAAAACAUAGCUGCAGGUCUUUGGUCCCAGGGCUGUGCCUUAACUUUAACCAAUAUUUUCUUCUGUUUUGCUGCAUUUGAAAGUAAGGUAACAGUGGGGUUAGGGCUGGGCAUUUUACAUCUGAGCUUUGAAUCAGUUGGGUUUCUGGCAGCAGCUGGAUUGUACAGAACCAUGGUCAACCUCUAGAGCAUUCUGAGACUCUUGAGAGACAAGCCCUUAAAUGCUUUCUGCCACGAAGCACCAAAGCAUAUAUGAUGGUGUUUUUUCCAAUAAGAUACUAACUGAGCUGCUUCGGUUAGUUACAUUUGAUUUUUUUCUUUUUUUUUAAUUUUCAAACACUACUGGGGAAAUAUAUUCUUGUCCAAUAAUUAUUAAGUCUUUUUGACUUCUUGAGCACAUGGACAAAUGAACUUAAUUUGAAACUAGAGCCAUAGGCCAUGCAUGUUAGUACUUUAUUAUUUGGCUUCCUGACAUGUUAGGAAAACAGAAUAUGAAAAAGGUCAUUUUUUUAAACCAUGGAAUUUUUCUUCAACUAAGAUGAAUCAAAUUUCCUUAUGUAUGUAAAUUCAUACGUUAACACAAAGUUUUAUGUGACGCCAGUUCAUAUAGCAUAGUGGGGUCACCGUUCUCUAGAAUGUGUGUUUCUGCGAAACUUGCUUUAGAAUUUUAAAUUUUAACCUUGUGCAGAGGCCAGCUCCCGAAAGCUAUGAAAAAUUCCCAGUGGCUGAUGUGGAAACCUCUUUCCACUGCUGCCCAGCCCUCAGGAUGUGCAACUUAGUGAAAGGAGAGAAUCUUUUUCUAGAAAAAAUGAGCCUCCUUUUAUUUUAUUUCAUUUUCUUUUUUGACACAAACUGUAGAUUUUAGCAGCCCUGGCCCAAAGGAAUUUGAUUACUUUUGUUUUAAACAGUACAAUGGGGACACUAUAAUUACAAAAAAGAAAAAAAUCCUUACUGAUUUUAGUUGUUUUAAAUUUGAUUUCUUUGGAUAUGUUUUCAGAGUGGUCAAUUGUGUGUGAGCAUUACAAAUGAUGAUUCUUUUAGUGGUUUCUUAGCCUCUCUUACAGCCCAUGGGGAUAGUACUGUACAUCAAUACCUUCAUAUGAAAUUUUUAUAUGCAAUGGAAAUAAAAGCAUGGGUUGAUUCUGCCUA